AUGACUGAGAUGCCACAACAACGGAUGAAACCGGAAUCAUAUUCGUGCUCCAGGUGUAGGAGGUUGAAGAAGAAAUGUCCAAGACAGACUCCAUCAUGUGCAAAUUGUGAAAAGGCUCAUGCUACCUGUAUCUAUGUGGGAAGAGCACCAAGAAGAACUAAGAGAGAGUUAGAAGAGGCUAGACUCAGGGGUGAAAUCAUACCUCAUAAGAAGCCGAGAAAACUAUCUCAGGAUGAAGAACUUAAUGCUACAACAACCUCCGGUAGUUCACAGCAACUUCCGACCGCGGAUUUCUCUGGGUUGCCCUCCAUGAACGAAAUCGUUAAUUCAAGAACAAGUAGUGUUCCUAGGACAAGUAUUAGUGUACAUUCACCGGGGACGUCCACGACGAGCCCGGGACCCCCAGAAGGUGGGGUAUCUUCUUUGAUCUCUGCAUUAUCCUCUCUCCAGGGCACAGGAUCACCAUUUACGGCUUCAACAAUGCACAUUCCAAUAGCUCGUCCGUCACCAGGUGCGAUCUCCACCUUAUUAAAUCAAGCACCCUCAUCAGAAUUCGUAUCUCCAACUUCAAUGAAGGAACCCAUACUUUCAACGGACCCUUCCCAAGCUCAACAUCAACAACAGCACGAAGUGAAGUCGGAUUUCCAUCCCAAAGCAGAACCAUUAUUAAGUUUUUCACCGGUGGAUCCAAAGUUAAUCAAUGGACAACGUGUGUCCAAAUCAGAACCACAUAUUCUUCAUCAUUUUGAGUCCAUACCAAUUAAGGCCCCUGAUAUUGAAACGAGGACAAUAACUAGUGUUUUCAAAGGGGGAUUGAUGACGCCUUGGAUUCAAAGAGAUGGUUCAUAUAAACCAAUCGAUCGUUCUUUAUUAGAUAGAUUCAUUGCAGCUUAUUUCAAACAUAAUCAUAGGUUAUUCCCCAUGAUUGAUAAAAUUGCAUUCUUAAAUGAAGUCAGCACAAUGACCAAAUUCGAAAAUAUUGAAACGGAUCAUGAUCCCAUUUUUGUCUUUGAAUUUUAUAUGAUUAUGGCAAUUGGUUGUACUACAUUGAGAAGGGCUGGUAUGUUGAAUAUGGAUGAAGAGGAUUUAAGUGAACAUCUUUCAUACUUGGCCAUGAAAAAUUUCUCUCAUGUAAUGGAAUUACAAAAUAUUGAAACAUUAAGAUGUUUACUAUUGUUGGGGAUUUAUUCAUUUUUCGAACCUAGGGGUUCCUCCUCAUGGACCAUUAGUGGUAUAAUUAUGAGAUUAACAAUCUUCCUUGGUCUUAAUCGUGUUUUGACUCCAAAGAAAAUGAACAUGAUGUCUGCCGUGGAGGUGGAAGCUAGAAACAGAGUCUUUUGGAGUGCCUACUGUUUUGAAAGAUUAGUAUCCACUUGUCUUGGUAGAUAUUCAGCAAUCGAUGAUGAUGAAAUUACCAUUGACGUGCCUCGUCCAUUGUAUGAAGGUGAAAAGGAUGAAAUUGAAGUCACAAGAACAAUGAUUGCAUUAAGGAAAAUCGCUGGCCGUAUCUUUAAGCAAGUUCAUUCAGUUAGUGUCAGUCGUCAAAAAUUAACCAUGGAGGAAAGACAAGAUAUAAUCAAAAAUUUAAGAAAAGAACUCGAUGACGUUUAUAUGAAUGAGCAGGCCAAAAUGGAGAAACAUAAUUCAAUGAAAUUGGAUGAACCUGAACCACCUUCGUUUAAUAAUCCUAACAUUGCCAACUCCAUAUCAUAUCAUAGUUCUGAUAAUUGGUUAUCAAUGAGGUAUGCUCAGUUACAAAUUCUGUUGUACAGACCAUCUACUUUAAUUCCCAAGCCACCCAUUGAUUCAUUAAUGAAUUUAGGUAAUUUCUGUUUACAGGCAUGGAAACACACGUACACACUUUACAAGGAGAAAUUACUACCAUUGAAUUGGAUUACAUUAUUUAGAACGUUGACGAUUUGUAAUACUAUUCUUUACUGUCUUUGUCAAUGGAGCAUCGAUUUAAUUGAGAGUCAAAUUGAAAUUCAACAAUGUGUGGAAAUCUUGCAACAUUUUGGUGAAAAGUGGAUCUUUGCCAGCAGAUGUGCCAAUGUUUUCCAAAAUAUUAGUAAUACGAUUUUGGAUAUCAGUUUAAGUGCAGGUAAAGUUCCCAAUAUGGACAAAUUGACGAGGGAAUUAUUUGGUGCCAGUGAUGCCUACCAGGACAUCCUGGACGAAAACAACGUGGACGUUUCCUGGGUGGACAAAUUAAUGUAA
This is a messenger RNA of Naumovozyma castellii, 2217 nucleotides long. It is a transcript of the gene STB5, whose product is annotated as Stb5p. Lineage: Eukaryota; Fungi; Ascomycota; Saccharomycetes; Saccharomycetales; Saccharomycetaceae. Bases 1 to 2217 code for a protein of 738 amino acids. The record is from RefSeq and is a predicted model, not a curated record. The transcript has a single exon.